UUUCAACUCAGACGGAACGCACGGUUGGGCGGACUCAGUUUGAAAUAAUUCAAAAGUACAAGCACACGCAAACAUCGUCGUCGAUCUUUGUAUAUAAAAACAUUAACGCUAAACAAACAAACUUUUCAGAAACGAAAUAAAUUUUUAAUCAAAUAACCGCAGCAGAAACAAAGGCUUUCAAAAAGCGAAACGAUUCCACCGAGGUGAACAAAGCGAAAUUGCAAUUUUAGUGAGUGCCACUACAUCAGUGUAUCAGUUCGUCAGUCUGUCACUUCGUCAGUUCAUCAGUGAGUGUGUGCUAGUGAGUGUGAACUCUGUGGCAAAGGUCAGAACUCAUAUGAAAAUGUCGAGCGGCAACCAAGAAGCAAUGUCAACAAAAGCAGCAGUCACCGCCGUGGACGAGGACAAGGCCUCGCCAGUGCAUCCAGCAUCCUCAUCGGCUCCGGGAUCGAUCCCCGCCAGCUCCCAUGUGAAAGCCCUGGCCAUCCUGGUGGCCAUCGUCCUGUGCAGCGGCAGCCUGGGACUCGCCGACGGGUUGAAGUGCCACAUGUGCGGACAGUACAACGAGGGCGUGGGCUCCAUCACGCCCUGCACCAACUACACCAAGGAUAUCGCCCAUCUCUACUUGAAGGAGUGCACCAAGAAGAGCGAGAAGUUCUGCGUGAAAUACGUUAGUGAGCUGUCGACUGUUCGCGAUUGUGCCACUGAAUGUCAGGAGAAAGAAAUUUGGGAGACACAAACGUACUGCUGCACCGAGGACGGAUGUAAUUCCGGUACCCAUUUGGCAUACUCUGUCAUCUUGUUGACCCUGCCCAUAAUUUCAAUGGCCUGGCCCUCAAUCUUCGAUCUUUGGAAUCCGCGACGUUAAGUGGGUCUUGAGAUGAUCCCAUUGCUAUUUGCAUGAUUCUUUCUUUGCUUUUCUUUUGUUUUAUUUAGCAGCAAGAAAAUUGUAUAAAAUUUCAGCCGUUAUCAUUUAUUUUUAGUUCUUAAAAGUAUUAAAGAUACAAACAAAAUUCUGUGAACGGGACCUAAUCAAACUAAGAAGCGAUAACGCAAAGUUACACGAAAAUUAACCAUUUGAACCCUUUCUUUUCUGUAAUUUGUAAACUCAUGCGAUUUCGGCUUAAGUACGUAUAAAAUAUAUAAAAUCUCACAACAUAUUUGCUAUUUAUAUUUUGAGGCUUUGUAUUUCUGACUGUCUUCCCAAAGAACACAAAUCGUGUUGGUAAACGAUAACAAAGGGUGUAGGAACAUUCCAAAAGCUUAACUAAUUCAUAUUCACAAAAAAUAACAAUUGCAAUGACAAAUUACUACUUAAAUCGUGUUAAAAAUAUUAAAAAAACAAAUAAACGCAAAACGCAUUAUUAAAGUAAACAAAACAUAGUAUACAUAAGUUUAUGCCAGCUGUCAAAAGUACAUAAGAAAUCGCAAUCAUAUUGAGAAGACGAAAAAAUAAAUUAAUAUCGCCGAAUUCGAGUUGAUGCAUUUCAUGAACAUACUAUUUAAAGUACACCUAAGGUUAAAAAACAAAAGUAGAAAUUAAAUACUUAGGAUCCCAAAUCCUGCGUCACUUGAACAAAAAUCAGUUUUCAAGAUAAGCUUGAGAUAGUGGUUUUUUAUAGUUUGCACAUAGGACCACAAAUAUUACGCAAAUGUCAAAGUCACAGUGAGUUUAUUUUGGGGUCUGUGAUUUUGCACUUUGGAACAGUAAUAUUUGCUGGAAAUCUAUCCAUUAUAUGUUGUUCCGUAAGCUAAAAAAGCCUAGUAAGAAAUUGUUGUUUUCUGUUCGAAUAAAAAGCCAAAUCAAUGUUUGUUAAAUACACAUGUGAACGUAAUCUUAAGGUCGAACGAAUUAUGAUAUAGAAGCGAACACUAAAGAAAAUCGAAAAAGUUUUCACUCCACUGUUCAUGAGAUUCUAAAUUAAAUAUUAAAACUAGAACAACAAAAUGAUAAAAAACAAAUUGAUAUUCACGAAUAAAAUACUUGUAGCAAAGUCUAGCUCAGAUAAAAAACCAUUCGGCAUAACGUAGGUAAAAAACUAAUUAAUAGAAAUAUUUAGAAUUAUCGAGAGUUUAGUGAAACCAAGUGAAUUACCAUUAAAAUUCUAUACGAUUUUCUUAUAGAGCACUUACGCGAUUCCAUUUUUAAUUAUUUACAAUAAUAAUAUUUUGAACGAUUAAUACUUAUAGACAUAUAUGAUGAACAAGUCAUACGAUAUAUACCUACAACAACAUAGAGUUUAGGUCUAAGCGCUUUCACUAUAUUAAAACAAACGAAACGUGUGAAAUAUGCAAAACGAGAAACGAUUAUACAUAUACAGAUGUUAAAAGUUAGUUCCUCAAUACCAAAGCAGCUUGUAUACUCGUGUUUAAAGCUCUCAUUUGAAUAAUUUGAAUAUGAUUAGAAUCUCCCACUUAAUAUAACGUGUAAAUCGGAUUUUCAUUUAAUUAUAUUAUAGCCACAAAUUUUCUCUGACAUAUUCGGCAAAUAAAAUGUCAACCGAUCUGUCUGCUUUGGCCACAUUUAAUGCAAUCGUUUAAUUUUACAUUCUCAUCGAACGCAAAACGAGAAAUGAGAAAAUUCCAAUUGCAAUUACAACACUAAUAAUAAUUGUAUGUAUAUGGUAUAUGUAUUUCCAAUAAAAUUUUAAUUUAAAUUUUUAGUAAUGAACUUCAAUAAAACAGGCAAAAAAAGUAAA
Messenger RNA from Drosophila rhopaloa, 2699 nucleotides. RefSeq lists its product as uncharacterized. The transcript has 4 exons. Bases 338 to 868 code for a protein of 176 amino acids. NCBI's taxonomy places the organism in Eukaryota, Metazoa, Arthropoda, Insecta, Diptera, Drosophilidae. The record is from RefSeq and is a predicted model, not a curated record.